CCUGCAUACUUCUCCUCUUUCUCUACCGAAUUCUGCAUUCAUCGACCCAGAGCCGCGGUCUCGUGCCUUCUCCGCCAUGAUCUCCGCGCCUCCUCUGACGCAAGCCCCGGCGGCUUCAAGCUUCGCUCGGGCCUCCCGCAGCUCCUCCCGAAGGGCCACGGUCCGGUGCGCGGUGGCCGUCGCGUCGGCGGCGCCGGCCGGAAGGUGCACGCUGUACGAGGUGCUGGGGCUGCGCGCCGGCGCGUCGGGCGGCGAGAUCAAGGCCGCGUACCGGCGCCUGGCGCGGGAGCUGCACCCAGACGUGGCCGGCGCGGCCGGCGACGACAACUUCAUCCGGCUCCACCACGCCUACGCCACGCUCUCCGACCAGGACGCCCGCGCGCGCUACGACCGGGACGUUGUCGCCAACGCCUACGCGCAGCCGCCCGCCUCCAGGCCGUCGCCGCACAGCUUCUGGGGACGGCCUCGACGCACCUGGGAGUCCGAUCAGUGCUGGUAGACAUAACCAUGACCGACAGCUUUUUGUUCCCGUGAAUACCUCAGGCCACCGGCGCCCUGCGCUCGCUCGCCGACGCCGCUCACCAUAGAAUUUUUGUUACGGUGACCCACCCAUGCGUCUGUACAUGUAACCUCCCUCCCCCCUCUGCUGUUCUGAAUGUGCGUUGCAUCUUCAGAAACACGAUAUGUGUAACAUGUGUUAUCAAUAUGCAAUAGCAGCAGCAAUCUGAUCCUAGAUUUGAGCAAAA
This is a messenger RNA of Lolium rigidum, 746 nucleotides long. RefSeq names its product chaperone protein dnaJ 11, chloroplastic-like. The transcript has 2 exons. The record is from RefSeq and is a predicted model, not a curated record. The coding region runs from base 77 to 499 and encodes 140 amino acids. NCBI's taxonomy places the organism in Eukaryota, Viridiplantae, Streptophyta, Magnoliopsida, Poales, Poaceae.